This is a messenger RNA of Bombus impatiens (common eastern bumble bee), 1469 nucleotides long. RefSeq lists its product as uncharacterized. The transcript has 2 exons. The record is from RefSeq and is a predicted model, not a curated record. Bases 597 to 1076 code for a protein of 159 amino acids. Lineage: Eukaryota; Metazoa; Arthropoda; Insecta; Hymenoptera; Apidae.
UUUAAUAUCUUUGAACAGAUGGAACUUAUCAGAAAUUACAAACAAAGCAACGCAACUCUGUGAAGUGAGAAAAAAAGGAAUUUUUUUCUUUUUGUCUACAAUUUGAUCGUCAAUCCUUUUAGGAAAUUAAUAGUUACUAAUGGCCAACUUUUUUCUGUAAAAUUCUAUUUUGCAUAUGAUUUCUUCAAUUCUAUAUAUUCUAUUAACUAUAACGUAUAUUUACUAACAAAAAUAAUUCAUUUUACGUGAUACUCUUUCUGAUCCAUAAAACGUAAUCGCACCGUAUCAAACACGCCUCGUCUAAUCUAAUCAGUCACAAUGACAGCAAGUUCGAAAAAAUCAGGACACUUUUGCCUUCACGAUCUGCUUAUGUCACGAAACGGGUAUGGUCAUGUUUAUUCGGCUUACAACCGAAUGUUGAUAAUAAAGGAAUAAAAAACGAGAGUAGAGUGGCGUGGUUGGAACAUCGACGAUGAUCUUACGUUCGAAGAAUAGGCUUUGCAAGUCGUCACUGUGGAAUUUACAGAUGUCAAUCGAAAUUGAUAACUCUUCGAUUGCGACUUUAAAACCGUAGUGAUCUUAUCUGAGCGACGAUAAUGCGAUUAUAUGGAGUCUAUGGAGACUUUAUUCGCUUACGUAACCGAUUGAAAAAUCUGGACUGGAUUGCUCGUUCUUCUUCCGAGACAUCGCAAAUGAUUCAUCGAAGCUGUCUGGAAAAGAUCAAUGAGGAAUCUAAUUGGUGCUCAGAACCAGGAGAAUCGAUCAUAGCAAAGAUUGAAGAUCGAAACACUAUCGUAGAUACAUUACAAUAUUGCAAAGUUCGGUCAUCGAUUAUUUCUAAGCCGUCUUAUUACGACGUCAUAAAAUCAGAUGACAUUUCACUGUUACCAUUGUUCUGCAAGCCUGGAUCAGAGGGUGAUCUAAAUAUCCAUCCUAGGAACAGUACGAUUGUCUUGUAUCAGAGAAGAGGCCAUAAUACUUUUUUCUGGGAAUGCGUAGGAACAAUAAAAAAUCAAUUUCUGAGUAGUAUGAAAUCAGUAAUCUGGAACACGAGAAUUACUUCAUGCAUGAAGUAAAAAUACAACUAUAUUAGUUACGAAAGUAUAGAAUAAGAGUGAAAUGAAUAUUUUUCAGACUCUAAAUUCUUCCGAAAGAUAAUACGAUUUAAUAUUAUAAUAUCCAGUUUUCAUGUAAAGUUUAUCAUUUAUGUCCGUGUACUUUUAUUUUGUCCAAAAAAAAUAAUAAUCGCGAUUUAGAAAAUGCCAAAAUUUAAUCCCUGGGAUCUUGAUGUGUCGUAACGCAAUUGUCAACGUUGGCACGCGUCCGAAUUCCUUUAAACUCAUUAUCAUUAAACGGAUAAGCGAGAGCCGAAUAAAAUUGAUUCACUGGCGCCCGCGCGUAGGGUUAAGAGGGUAUUAUAACAAGAUUAUACGAAGCGGAGAGAAGGCUGAAUGGGUCCUUGACAUGAU